CUGUUGCCGUCGCUCAACACGGUUCGUCGUUCUCUCUCUCUCUCUGCGCAUUGGCUCCCUCUACCUUGUUUUCGUGCUUGUUGUCGUAGCAGCAACAAACAUUGAAGGAGGAAACAAGACCCUCAUUGCUACAUAAAACGUGCCGUCGUUUAGUUCGUACAAACGCUACCAGUAAAAAGUUUUGUGCAUUAAUGCCCAUACACGAAAAAGUGAUCUUCCUCCAUACGAAAAGCAAAGUGAUUCAUUUUGUUUUCUUUUUUAUUUUGGCAGUUUUCUAGUGCAGCUCAUCAUAAUCCGCUUUUUCUACAAUGUUCAGCAAGAAGAAGAAGAAAUUGGACAUUUCGCUGCCUAAAAAUUUUGAACAUAGGGUACAUACAGGCUUUGACAAACGUGAAAACCGCUACGUCGGACUACCGCCACAAUGGGCGGGCAUCGUGAGUCCUACGCCGUCGGCCAAGGGAGCCUUAUCGUCGCGACCGACGCCUUUAAUCGAUCCAUCUGAAAUCACCCCAACAGAAGUACUAGAUUUGAAGAAGGAUGUGUCGUUGCAGACGAUAGUCCGGGGAGAAGGAAAAAGCACCGGCACGGGCGGUGGUAAAAACGACAAUGGAAACGGAGGAGGGCCAGGAUUACCUCGGACGUCGAGUGUUGUCCGUUCCAACAGUCUGCGCUCAUCGAGUCCACCCAAAGCCAGGAAGGAUUAUAAACCCAUGUUGCCCGUUCCGGAGAUGGGCGAAGGUGUUGGCGGAGAAACGUCGCCUCUCCCGUCGCCCAACAAUGCCAACUAUCCUGCUGGCCCACCCAUGCAGCAUUACGGGCCCGGCUACCCCGGACCGCAACAGCAGCACCCCCAACAACAGUACCCUCAAGGUUACUUCCCUCAUCAACACCAAGCCGUGCCAAGAGACGUGAGAGACGGAAUGGGACGUCCCGUUCACCCGCAAGGAAUCCUACGGGAAGGAGGCUAUCCCAUGCCUCAACAGCAGACACAGCAGCAACAACAACAACUUGUGCAGCACCACCAGCAAGGCCCCCCGGCGCCCAAUUAUCCUGCUCCACCUCCCGUUCACCGGAACUCCCAGAUGAUGAUGAAAGCCGUACCGAUGCAACCACAACAGGGCCAUCCACUUCAUCCACAAGGUGGAAUGCAGCCUUCACAGCAACAUGGCAUGCAUCCAGCACAGGGAAUGCAUCAGCCUGGCGGAGGACCAAGACCACAAGGAGGUGGCGUAAAUCCUGGCAGCACAAGCCCGUCACCGGGUUAUCCGAUGAAUCAACAUCCUGGUCAUCACGGUGGAAUGCCAGGUCAUUUGCAAGUCCAAACUGGCAAUCAUUAUCCACAGAAUAACCACGGACAAAGCCAAGAAUAUCGACCACCUCUACCACCACCAUACCAGCAUGGUGGUCAACCUAAUGGCCAGAACUUUAAUGGUCAUCCAGGACCUCAACAGCCCAACGCGCAGCCAAUGAAACCACCGCAUUUGACACUACCACCGCAACAUUCAGGGCCCCAUUCUAGCUCGUCGACAUCGUCCCAAUCGCACUCUCCGCUUCCGCGGAGCCCAACAACUCCUCAACCUCCCAAUACUUAUCGUCCACCAAGUCAACAAUUUCAAAACAUGACUCUGAAUAACGGACAUCAGCAACAACAACCUGCGACAGCCCAUCCUCAACAACCAGUGAGAUAUCAGCAGCAACCUCAGUCUAAUCCACCCGGUCCACAGCCAGGUCCUCUUCCGCCGAAAAUCAGUCCACAACCACCACGACCGCCAUCCAGCAAUGCGGUCAACAAUAACAGUGGAGCAGAUCAAAAUCAAAAUACGCUGAACAACAGCAAAAGCGUCAUGGUGGCGAAAUCGUCGGCUGCAGCUGCCGCGUCUGCUGCAGCGGCGGCAGCAGCGGCACAGGAACAACAACAGCAGCAACGAUUAACUCAUGAACAGUUUCGUGCCGCUUUACAAAUGGUCGUUAGUCCAGGUGACCCCCGAAUUAAUCUGGACAGUUUCAUCAAGAUUGGCGAAGGAUCCACUGGCGUCGUCUGCAUCGCCGUUGAGAAGAAUACUGGCCGACAAGUAGCAGUUAAGAAGAUGGAUUUAAGACGCCAACAGCGAAGAGAACUCCUCUUUAAUGAGGUGGUCAUUAUGCGCGACUAUCACCAUCCCAACAUCGUCGAAAUGUACGACAGUUUCCUCGUGGGCGACGAGCUGUGGGUGGUGAUGGAAUAUUUGGAAGGUGGCGCUCUGACGGAUAUCGUCACUCACGCUCGCAUGGACGAGGAACAAAUAGCCACCGUUUGCCUGCAGUGCCUACAAGCUUUGGCUUUCCUCCAUUCGCAGGGGGUCAUCCAUCGUGACAUUAAAUCGGAUUCAAUUCUUUUAGCAGCCGAUGGAAGGGUUAAGUUGUCUGACUUUGGCUUCUGCGCUCAAGUAUCACAAGAGCUACCCAAGAGGAAGUCGCUAGUGGGGACGCCCUACUGGAUGUCUCCGGAAGUGAUAUCCCGCCUUCCCUACGGUCCCGAAGUUGACAUUUGGAGUUUAGGCAUAAUGGUGAUUGAAAUGGUGGACGGGGAACCGCCCUUCUUUAAUGAACCUCCAUUGCAGGCCAUGAGGCGCAUUCGGGAUAUGCCUCCACCCAAGCUGCGCAACGCUACCAAAGUUUCCGCCCGUUUACAAGGCUUUCUGGAUCGAAUGCUGGUGCGAGACCCCGCUCAAAGAGCCACCGCCUUCGAGCUGCUUCAUCACCCGUUUUUGAGGCAAGCCGGACCCCCAGCUCUGCUCGUCCCGCUCAUGAGAUCCUUCCGUCAUUCGCCUACUUAGUUGGACAGCUCCUAUCGUCAUAGGGCCGACCCCAACAAUUUUGGUUUUCAUUUUUUUUUUAAAGGGCGUGGUUGACAAUGGAAAACCCGUCAGACCCUAUGUAUUUUAUUGCUUUCGUGAAAAUCGAUGCAAUGAAAACCCCAAAGUAUUUUUUUUUCUGUACAUUAAAGCAAAAGAUGACGGAUGGCAGCUCUUCCAGCUCAUUGAACAAGUUGGAAGCGAUUAAUUUCGAACAACAGACAAAAUUAACAAAGAAAAAAUCGCCAUAUAAUUUGACAUCCUUUUUUUGUUUCUUUUGAGUUGACCAAAAAAAAAAGAAAAGAAAAA
This is a messenger RNA of Daphnia carinata, 3143 nucleotides long. RefSeq names its product serine/threonine-protein kinase PAK mbt-like (gene mbt). Gene Ontology annotation, cellular component: cytoplasm. NCBI's taxonomy places the organism in Eukaryota, Metazoa, Arthropoda, Branchiopoda, Diplostraca, Daphniidae. The transcript is spliced from 6 exons. Gene Ontology annotation, molecular function: protein serine/threonine kinase activity; ATP binding. Gene Ontology annotation, biological process: intracellular signal transduction; regulation of MAPK cascade; protein phosphorylation. The record is from RefSeq and is a predicted model, not a curated record. Bases 309 to 2816 code for a protein of 835 amino acids.